Messenger RNA from Vigna angularis (adzuki bean), 363 nucleotides. RefSeq lists its product as uncharacterized. The coding region runs from base 1 to 363 and encodes 120 amino acids. The transcript has a single exon. The record is from RefSeq and is a predicted model, not a curated record. NCBI's taxonomy places the organism in Eukaryota, Viridiplantae, Streptophyta, Magnoliopsida, Fabales, Fabaceae.
AUGGCUAUGACAUUUCUGUCAAUUGUGCCAAAGAUGGUGAGUCAGACUUUACCAACACCAUUUCUUCAUCCACUUUGUUUAUCCCAACUAACAUUAGCAAACUAUGCUUGUGCAAUGCUGCCUCUCCCCGCAGCACCAGCAGCUCCACCACCACCUUCCCCCGGUGAUCAUGGUUUUAGAGUUAAUGAGCGCUCCACUCUUCAAGAAGAAGAUUGUUGCCGGUGGGCUAAGGAAAUAGACAACCAAUGUGUAUGUGAAGUCCUAGUUCUGUUGCCACCCUUCCUUACUAAACCUUUGCAUCAGUACGCAAUUAGCAUUGGGGAAUCCUGUAACGUCACUUACUCCUGCGGUGGCUCAAUAUAA